ACUUUGGGACGCGGGUUUCCCAACGGUGCGUAGAGCACGUUCGUUUACUUCCAGAAAAGCGAGGCUCGGAUUGGUGAUUCGAACCAUGAAUGGCACGAUGAGAAAUUUUUGAGUGUUUGCUCCAAUUGCUACCCACUGCUACCGAUUAUUAUCGAUUGCGAGAGACAGCUGAUUGUGACCAUUUUUAAAAUAUUUUCUCGAAGAACGUGAGGUGAUCGAGGAAAUUUUGAUACAAACUGAUGAAAAAGAUGGAAGAUCUGGAUGAUUCAGUCUUAGAUAGUGUUGAUUCUUUGCUAUCAGCAAAUAAUUCAAUUGUGAAUAUUUCAUCACACACAAUAGAUUAUAUUGAUUUAACUAAAGAAUCACCAAUAUCAGCCAGACCUUCGAGAUCACGCCAGAGAAUGUAUGCCGAGGAUGUACCUCCGAAUCAUAAUAUAACUGAAAGUUCAAACCAUUAUCAUAGAAGACACUUAUCUCCUAUAGUUUUAGGAACACAACUUACUCAUGAGAAAAAAUCCAGAGGGGAGAGAAAAGUGACUCAUUCUAAAAGUACGGUUGAAAUUUUGGUUCUUGAUGAUACUAUUGAAGAAAAUGAACCCAGUUACACAAUCGAAUCAGAUGAUAGAAAACCCAUACCUUUGACGUGCCCAAUAUGCUUUGAGUCAUUGUCUUCCAAUUCAAAGCCAAUUACUACUCGUUGUGGACAUGUGUUUUGCACAGAAUGUCUCAAUACAUACUUCCGUACAGCUAAAAAAUGCCCGACAUGCAAAUCAACGAUAACUUUAAAAACUUGUACUCGUUUGUAUCUUUAAUUCUUAUUAACAAGCAUUAUAAGUUGUUCUAUAUUUCUUUACAAUUUUAUGAUUCCAUCUAUACUUAAAUUUAAAAUAAUUAUAAAUUUGACAUUAUCAAUUGUAUCUUUCCAUAGAUAAAUAUUUUUAUAAUGUUUGUCAUUUAUUAAAAACAAUUGCAUCUAUUACAUAAUCUAUUAAUUUAUAUUUUACUUUUAAACUUAUUUUUGUUUACAAAAUUUAUGAUACGUAGAAAGAAAGGUCUCUUAGUUAAUAACUUUAGUAUUUGAUUGUUAGAUUUUAAACAAAAUUUUCAUUUUCAGAAUUACAAUAGUACAAUAAUUACAUAAGUCAAAAAUUAAUGUAAUAAAAUUUAAUUGAUUUUUUUAUUCCAAGAAUUAAUGAUUCGGUAAAAAAAAUAGAUAACAAUUUGAAUAAAAUAUUUAAAGCAUAUAUGUAUAAAUUAUAAUAAAAAUUUUUAUUGACUA
Molecule: messenger RNA, 1279 nt
Organism: Solenopsis invicta (red fire ant)
Lineage: Eukaryota; Metazoa; Arthropoda; Insecta; Hymenoptera; Formicidae
Product: E3 ubiquitin-protein ligase RNF4
Exons: 3
Coding region: 240-812 (190 amino acids)
Source: RefSeq, a predicted model, not a curated record